AUGGAAUCCCCGACAUUACAGCCAGAGUCUCCGAUGGAGCAAGAGGAUAUGUCCUUCCCUUGUAUGGGUUGUGGAGAGAUCCUCGAGGAGGGGAAGGCCUUUGAGCUUUCUGGACAGAGAUGGCAUAUCGACUGUUUUCGAUGCAGCACCUGCAACACCCUUCUCGACUCAGACGCCCACCUCCUACUCCUCGGGGACGGUUCCUUGAUUUGUAGCAACUGUACCUACAGCUGCAAUUCAUGUGGGAACAAGAUCGAAGAUUUGGCUAUUCUCACCGGAGACCAGGCUUUCUGUGCUCAGUGCUUCCGCUGCCGGAAUUGCAAGCGAAAGAUCGAGAACUUACGAUACGCACGAACUUCACAAGGCAUAUUUUGUAUGGACUGUCAUGAGUCUCUUAUGCAACGGCGGCGGAAAAAAAAAGCAGUUGCUCAGGCCAAAAGGCCAGGCACAUCAGGAAUGAAGCUAGACAAGUCCCUGCCAUCCCUCCCUCCUAGCAUGGAAGAGACGCGCUCGAUUGACGAGACUCCAAGCGAAACCGGAUAUGUGGAAGCAGCAACAGAAGCUUUACCUGGUAGUAAAGACUCUAUGGGUCGAUCAGAGACUGCUGCCCAAGGUAUGACACCACAUUCUUCCAUUUUACAAGCAGAAACUGACCUAGUAGCUCAAGACGACCUAAUUCUUCCUUCCAGCACAUACCGCAGCAGUCGCCAUCUGGCAGCUCAGCAGCGUCAUUCGGUCGCAGAUAGUGGCAACGGUGGUGGUGAAUUCCUCAUCCCUCUCGCCUUCGAUCCUAAUGAAGGACAACGAAAUAAUCGUCGGCAGUCACAUAUUAUCCAAGAGGCUCCUCGUGACUAUUUCAGUAACGGUCGAUCUGGCGAGUCAUCGGUUAGGGCUUCUCGUGACGGAUAUGAACCUACCGGUCGUCCUUCCACUGAUACUUCUUCUGCCCACAUUGCAUACCAAGAGAGGAACUGGGACCGCACCAACGACACGGAAGCAGCACGACGCGAACUGGAGGGCACCAAUGGUUCAGAGCUCAAGAAACCGUUCUCAGAUCUUUCUAAAUUUGGAAAAGCAGAGUCUAGCCGAAGCUCCCCGUCCGAUUUACACCCAGCAUUACGAGAAACCAGCGCCUUUUCCGGCGGGUCUAGCCCUGAUAGUACUCACCCCCGAGACGAACGAAGCACACUUCUUGAUACAGCCCAUUCAUCACACCCCUCUAAUGACCUGCGCGAGUUUCAUGAGCUGGGAUCGGCGGAUUCUGCACGGGGUCCGCCCCCAUUCAAUCCAUCGAUGCACCCACCCAAGCGGGGGGGAUUCUUUGGAGAGCAAACUCCACCCCAUCCCAAGAAAGGAGGCAAUGCGUCACUUUCUGAACCCUCUCGGCCAUUGGAUAAUGCGGGCUCGCCGUCCCUACCACAGCCGAGAUACACCAGCAGCGAUUUUUCUCAAGAUGAAGAUCUGGCGCGUCUUAUUGGAGGCGGUGAUGUCGAUAGUUUCUUACGCAUGCGUUCUGGUUCAAACUCCUCUACUAAGCCCCAAGACUCGGCUGUGAAGAGCCCACGAACCAGCAAAGUGCUAAAUGUGACCGUCUCUCAAUCACCUACCAAUGGCAACACCGUUGACACAGACCUCGUCGCUAGUCCUCUCACUACCAGCUCGCAGUCUGAGGAGAUGAGCAGACUCCGCUCAGAGCUGCGCAAGGAACGCAAACGCAUCGCGGAGAUGGAACAUGCUCUUCGCGCCCAAGCUGAUGUCAAGCAAGUUAACACAGAGCUUUCUGAGAAGCGAUCAACAAUGGUUGUCCUGGACGCACGGAAGGAAAUUGUUAUGCGCGAGCUAUCAGUACUUACCGAUCACAUUGAAGCGGAAAAGCGCGGAGCGGCUGGCGGGCCUCUGGAUCUCGGAAAGCUCUCGAAUCAUGUCCUGCGCGAGCUUGCCGAGUCUAUGCAUAAUCUAAAGGAGUCCUACUCUCCGCAGAUUGAAGAGUUGAUUCAAAAACGCAAUGACCUGACUGAGGAGCUCAGCAACCUCGACCGCAUGAAGCAGAAGGCGUUCCAAGAGUUCGAGCAGCUAUCUUCGAAGAACGCCCAACUGGCCGAGCUUAACAAUCAAUUAGUGCACCAGAUCCAAGAACUUUACAAAUCCAACCAGGACAACAACCGCGGCGCUAACGGGCUUGGUAUUUCCCAUACGAAGGACAAAUCCAUCAACUCGUUGGAAGCCCUGAAACCCACUGUCAGCGAACUUGCUGCAUCUGUCUCUACGGCUCAUAUCUCAGAAGAUGGUGAACCCGCCACGGCAACUGUCGUUCCUGGUCCCCAGGUUGUCAGCAUUCGCAAGGGUCAACCUCGCAAGUUCAAUUGGAAGAAGGGCGGUCAGAACGUGGCGAAGGGCGUCAAGGGCCUUCGCGGAGCUCUUAUGGGCGAAAGUGAAGCCAGCUUGCCUCGCUCGCAAACACAGGACCCCAGUCGUCAAGGAUUUGGUUUCUUUGGAAACCAACGAAAGCAGGGAGGCAAAUUGUCGCAUGCAGACAGUGUGUCGGCGUUGGCGGAGCCUACUGGACUUUUCGGCACUGACCUCGAGGCUCGGAUGGAGAACGAGAAGAGUAUCAUUCCAUACAUUGUUACUCGGUGUAUCCAAGAAGUCGAGCUACGAGGAAUGGAUAUGGAAGGAAUCUACCGCAAGUCCGGCGCUGCCUCCUUGGUUCAGGUCAUUCGUGACGAGUUCGAGAAGACACCCUUCGAUUACGACCUCUCCGACCCCGAUCUCGAUAUUCAUGCCGUCACUUCCACUCUGAAGCAAUAUUUCCGCAAACUUCCCAACCCGCUUAUUACGUAUGAUGUUUACGAGACCAUUAUCGAUUCUCAGGAGAUGGAGCAUGCCGCCCGCGUUGACUUCAUGAUCCACCAGCUCUCCCAGCUUCCUCGCGUACACCGCGAUGUACUCGAAUUCCUCAUGUUCCAUCUGAAGCGCGUCAUCGAGCGCCAGGAAGAAAACCUAAUGACAAGUCAGAACAUUGCCGUCGUGUUCGCCCCGACCCUCAUGAGACCAGAGAGCCUUGCACGGGAGAUGACCGAUGUACAAAAGAAGAACGAGGUUCUAAAAUUCUUGGUUGAGCACACCCAGGAGAUCUUCAUGGGCUUACAACACUACCAGUAA
Penicillium chermesinum is the source of this 3162-nucleotide messenger RNA. RefSeq lists its product as uncharacterized. The coding region runs from base 1 to 3162 and encodes 1053 amino acids. Gene Ontology annotation, biological process: signal transduction; regulation of GTPase activity. Lineage: Eukaryota; Fungi; Ascomycota; Eurotiomycetes; Eurotiales; Aspergillaceae. Gene Ontology annotation, cellular component: cytoplasm. The record is from RefSeq and is a predicted model, not a curated record. The transcript has 6 exons.